UGAGAAAACAAACAAGGUAAAAAAAAAUCUUGUGAAGAAAAUGGCGACAACGUUUUCCAACACGGGUUCAAGCUCCAACCUUUACCUCCAUCGCUGCCGUCAAAACCUUUCUCUUCCAUCUCCGUCGCUCUUUUCACCGUUCUGGUCGUCUCGGCUUCAUCCUCAGACCCUUUUCCUCGUCGCAACUCCCGACCGCGUACGACGCAUCGCCGUCGCUCCUCUCGGCCCUCCAACACCGCCUAGUCCUGACCCACCACCGCCUAAAAACACGACUGAGCUCACAAGUCUUGUGGGAGUAGCAUCGAUGAUUCAAGACCGUGUAAAGAUCUUUCUUUCAGUACUGAUUUGGAUCUCUCUCUUCUUCUGGGCUUCAGCAUUACAAGGAAGAGACAAAGGAAAUGGUAAAGGGAAGAAGGGUUCAAGAUUCAAAUAGUAUUAGUUAGGUUGUUGUGGUGAUGAUGAUGAUUGAUGAAAAGUCCUCUACACAUUUGUGUAUAUAUCCAGAGGAAACAUUCUUCCAAGUAAAGCAUAUUUCUUGUAACAUUACAGUUUUAUACUAGAAAUUAGAUCUUGAUCUUCUUCAGAGGAAAGGAAAGAUUUUGCCACGGUGACUCCUUUGUGAUAUCUCUAGGUUGGAGCUAUAGAUAUUACUCUACUGUGAUGAAACUAAAGCACUUUGCAUAAGUCAAAAUGCCAUAUCAAAUGCUCUUA
Messenger RNA from Arabidopsis lyrata subsp. lyrata, 711 nucleotides. RefSeq lists its product as uncharacterized. The record is from RefSeq and is a predicted model, not a curated record. Bases 41 to 433 code for a protein of 130 amino acids. The transcript is spliced from 2 exons. Lineage: Eukaryota; Viridiplantae; Streptophyta; Magnoliopsida; Brassicales; Brassicaceae.